UUCGUUCUGUUCGCAAAGUUUAUUUUAUUUUUUAAAUUUUUUUAUGGUUAUUUUACGUUUUGUGCAUAACAAUAAUAAUGAAAUGGCAUGUAAAUAAGUUACAUGAGAGUGGGCUUAACAUAAAUAUGCACGAUCGGGAUGCGAUCUUUCCCUCUCUCUUCUUCCUACUCCGAAAUCUACAUGUGUACAUAUCGUGUAUAUCGCAAAAUGUCUAGAUGCGGUUAACAAAACAGUGAUUCCUUCCAGCUACGGAAGCAGAAAAAGAAAAGGCUAAGCUAGCAAAAAACCAAAUAUAAAUAAAUAAAUAACGAAGAAGAACGAUGAGGCAGAACGUCAACGUUUGAAAUUUUAUUCAAUUGCGGGUAUACAUCCAUACAUGCACACAUGUAGAUAUGUAUGUGAAUAAUAAAGCAUGCAUACAUGCAUACAUCACAGAUGUGUGCGGCUGUCCAAGAUAAUUAUCUCGAGUCUUUGGGUGCUCAAGAAACACGAAUUUGAAAACACUUUCAUACAUACAUCUGUAUGAAUGUACAAAUGUACGAAUGUGAAUGUACAAAUGUAUGUAUGUAUGUACGUGCGCGUGUGUUUUUUGCACUGCCAAACGCCCACCUAUACAUAUCUAAAUACAUAUAUGUAUGUAGAUACAUGCAAUGAAAGAUACUUCUAGUAGCUGCACUUGUGCAGAAAAUACAGAGAUUCUUUGCUUAGGCUGAUAAAAAUGAACACGAUCGAAUUGAAAUCACAUCAAUUUCGGGUAUCGAAAUUCGCGCUCUCUCUGUCUCUCUCUCCCUUGCCAAAAACAACCGCAAAAAGGGUAUCAAAUCGCUCUCUCUCUCUCUCCCCCCCAUUGGCAUAUGGUUCUGUCUUCCUGUUCCUCCUGUCGUCGCUGCUGCUGCUGCGCCUUAUUUCCACUGAAAACCUUACAGAUACACAGAUACUCUCACUGGAACAAAGACGUCGAUAUACGUAGAAAGCUGCUCACACAGAUACGCCAAGAGAGCGGAGGAGAACGCGCGAGAGAGCCGGAGCGAGAGCGCGAGAAAGAGAGAGGGGAAGAGAAAGAUUCGUAUAUGUAUAUAAAAAGAGAGUGUGUAUGAGAGAGAGAGAGGGAGUGUUCGAUGUAAAGAAGUUUGCCUGAAAAAGAUCUUUCUCACUUGCCAAGAAGUCGAGAUUCAUGAAUUAUUACAUUACCAGCUACUCGUAAUGUAAUGUAAUGCAAUGUGUAUAUUAUUGUGCGUGUGUUGGACGUAACGUGACACAGUGAAGUGGAAAUGUUGGCCCACUACAUAAUCCUAACCAAAAGUGUUUUUUGUGACUAUACAGCGUGUUAUCACAGUAAUCGUGAAAGAUAAUAACACCCAUACACAGCAGAAGAAUAGUCGCUCGCUCGCCUGUGUGUGCUUGCUUGUGGCGUGGCGUGGCGCGAGUAAAAGCGAACCUUUUUAAAAGUGAAUAAUAACAGUGACCAGUCGCGGCAGUGCUGCUACUACUGCUGCUGCUGCUGCUGCCGCCGCCGCUGACAUCAGAGUCUAAAUCUAGUAGACCCCGAAAGAUUCUCACUCCCCACUCCGCCUGCUCUUGGGCCCCUGCCCCCUGCCCUGCCCAACGCACAGGGAGGCCCGUUGCUCUACACUGGCUGCAUGAAAAACAUUACAAGCUCGAGCACUUGCAGCACGGGGCUGCUGCAACUGCAGAACAACCUUGGCAGCGACGGCGGCGGCGAGUUGGACGUUGCAGAAAAACCAGAGGCGACAGUUGGACCCGGCACCAUACCAUCACCGUGGACACCAGUAAAUGCCGGUCCUCCAGGUGCCCUUGGAUCGGCAGACACAAAUGGCAGCAUGGUGGAUAGUAAAAACCUGGAUGUUGGUGAUAUGAGCGAUGAUGAAAAGGACCUAUCAUCUGCUGAUGCCGAAGGUGUCUGGAGUCCGGAUAUCGAACAGAGCUUUCAAGAGGCUUUAUCUAUAUAUCCACCAUGUGGACGUAGAAAAAUCAUUUUAUCCGAUGAGGGUAAAAUGUAUGGUCGCAAUGAGCUGAUCGCACGGUAUAUCAAACUGCGGACGGGCAAGACGAGAACCAGGAAACAAGUCAGCUCUCACAUCCAAGUGCUGGCCCGACGGAAGCUGCGCGAGAUCCAGGCGAAAAUUAAAGUUCAAUUCUGGCAGCCUGGACUGCAGCCGAGCACGUCACAAGAUUUCUAUGAUUACAGCAUCAAGCCCUUCGCACAGCCACCCUAUCCAGCCGGCAAGCCAUCGACGGCGGUGUCCGGGGAUGAAACUGGAAUUCCGCCAGCUCAAUUGCCUUGGGAGGGACGAGCCAUUGCCACGCACAAGUUCCGAUUGCUGGAGUUUACGGCGUUCAUGGAAAUCCAAAGAGAUGAUAUGUAUAACCGUCACCUUUUUGUACAACUAGGCGGCAAGCCAUCCUUCUCCGAUCCGCUACUAGAGACUGUUGAUAUCCGGCAAAUAUUCGACAAGUUUCCGGAAAAAUCCGGCGGGCUCAAAGAUCUCUACGAAAAGGGGCCACAAAAUGCGUUCUAUCUGGUUAAAUGCUGGGCAGACCUUAAUACUGACAUAACGACCGGCAGCGAAACGGGCGAUUUCUAUGGCGUAACCAGCCAAUAUGAGAGCAACGAGAACGUGGUACUUGUCUGCUCUACGAUCGUUUGCUCCUUCGGAAAGCAGGUGGUGGAGAAGGUGGAGAGCGAGUAUUCGCGGCUGGAGAACAAUCGUUAUGUAUAUCGCAUACAGCGCUCACCCAUGUGCGAGUAUAUGAUCAACUUUAUACAGAAACUGAAAAACUUACCUGAACGCUACAUGAUGAACAGUGUGCUGGAAAACUUUACAAUAUUGCAAGUAAUGCGAGCGCGUGAGACGCAGGAGACACUGCUUUGCAUUGCCUACGUUUUUGAGGUGGCGGCUCAAAACAGCGGCACCACCCACCACAUCUAUCGUCUCAUCAAGGAAUAGCA
Molecule: messenger RNA, 2971 nt
Organism: Drosophila kikkawai
Lineage: Eukaryota; Metazoa; Arthropoda; Insecta; Diptera; Drosophilidae
Source: RefSeq, a predicted model, not a curated record